CCGCCCAGCUCCGAGCGCCAUUUCCUUCCGACUCUGAAGAGGUUCGCUUGGAGCGACGGUCCCACGAGGGAGGGUGGGCUGCCCAAUGUGUGGAAACUGUCAGGUUUAAUGAAGACGACUCUUCUUCCUUGGAAUUUCUUUAUUUGAGGUGCUGCCGAAUCAGUUCUGACUCAUAGUGACCCAGUGUACAACAGAACAAACACCGCUCGAUUCUGCGCCAUCUUCAUAAUUGUCACUGUUUCAGUUCAUUGUUGCAGCCACUGUGUCAGUCCAUCUUGUUGAAGGUCGUCUUUUUUCACUGAACCUCUGUUUUGCUAAGCAUGAUGUCCUUCCUGAUAAUGUGUCCAAAGUAUGCGAGAUGAAGUCUCGCUAUCCUCGCUUCCAAGGAGCAUUUUGGCUGUCUUCCAAGACAGAGUUCAUUCUUCUGGCAGUACAGGGUAUACUAAAUAUUCUUUGGCAACACCGUAAUUCAAAUGCGUCAAUUCUUCUGUGGUAUUCCUUAUUCACUGUCCAGCUUUUGCAUGCCUAAGGCAAUUGAAAAUAUCAGGGCUUGAGUUAGGUGCACCUUAGUUUUCAAAGUGAAAUCUUCGCUAUUUAACACUUUAAAGAGGUCUUUUGCAGCAGAGCUGCCCAAUACAAUAUGUCAUGUGAUUUGUGUAAGGGAAUUAAAAAAAAAAUUGAGGUGACUAAUGAGAUCCAAAAUGGCCAGUUUGAGGAUAGGGUAUGAUUCCUUGUUUGCUGGUUCUGUUUUCACCCUAGUGGCAGCCAUCUUUCCGUACUGUUUCUAAGAGAGGAAUGUCCGGAAAUGGUGAAGUAACUACACUGCGACCCCUCCCUGUCACGUACCCGUGUAAAUGCCACACUGUAACCAAAGAAAUAGGUGUAUAUCUCUUUAAGCCAGUCACCUUACAGGGUUUGGCGCAGGAAGUCCUAACAAGUUCUGCUACAGGAAUCCAUCCUUUACAAAUCCUGCCACUGGAAGCCCUGCCUUAAAAGGAACUACCAAUCGAGUAAUAUAUUUUGGUGAUCUAAGCUUGUAAAUACCAGUCAAGUAACGUGUUUCAUAUUCAUUUUUUUGCCUCCUAUAAAAUUGUUUCCCCCUCUGCCGUUUUUGAAUUACUAAAUUCCACCACAUGGAGGUCAGUCUAUUCCCAGCUGGAGCUGUCUCUUCUUUCAAUAAAUCUUUCAGUUUUACAUUAAUCAGAGUACAGAUCGUUACUCGAAGUCAGAUUUCUUGACUGCUGCUAUGUUUGCAGCUGUCCCCUCUCAUUUUGAGUUGUGCCACAUCAGCAAAUGAAGGUGCCAAAAGCUUGACUCAAUCCACGUCAUUAAGGUCAACUCUACUUUGAGGAGGCAGAUCUUCCCCUGGUCUGAUUUCGAGUUGUCUUCCAACCUGAGGGGCUCAUCUUCCAGCACUGUAUCAGACAGUGUUCCACCAGUGUUUCCACUGGCUAAAAUAUACAUACAUACACACAUACAUACACACACACACACAUACAUUUUUUUUUUUUUUUUUGGAAGUAGAUUGCUAGGUCCUCCUUCCUAGCCUUAGUCUGGAAGCUCUGGUGAAACUUGUCCACCAAGAGUGACCCCACUGGUAUUUGAAAUUCUGAUGGCAUAGCUUCCAGCAUUGCAACAACAUGCAAGCCACAACAGUACAACAAACUGACAAAUGGUGGGAUAUUAUUCUAGAAAGGAAAAAGUAGGUGGUAUUAAUAAGCCGAGCAUGUGAAUUCUAGAAUACAAAAUUCUUACUCUCUUGGGUAAAGACUAGUUACAUGCAUGGCAAAAUCGUUAGUGUUUUGUAUCAUGUCAAAGAAUAGCAUUUUUGCCUGCGUGCUCCACUAACCUUUAUCUAGAGCCAUUAUCCUUAGACUUUGUAUAAAAGGGUGUUUUCAAAUUUAAUUAUAACAAUGAGUAAUAGUAGAGUAAGGGCCUGACUACUUCAGCCAAGCAGUAAAGGCAACAAACUUUCUCUUUAAGCUUGCUCUCCUGCCAGGAUUUUUCAGUUUUAAAAUAACCCUUUUUCCUCAACUCUGGAGCAUACCCAGAAGAAAGUGACAUCAAGUCAAAUCUCUUCUUCAUCACUCUCACAAACACCACAGAACCUGCAACUCAUGCCUUCGGUGAUUCAGUCUUGAUCUCAAGGAGAGAGAUCUCCAGUACAGACAGAAAGAUGUCCUGAACUCCAGAGUGUGGCACAGCCACUUCAAUAAAGACCUAGCUUCAUUGGCUCUCUAUCUAUUUGAGUUGUGGAAGAAACGAGAGCAGGAGGUGCAUGUUUCAAGAUGGAAGAGACAUGAGUUUCAAUGAUGAAGAGGAGGACUGUGAAGAGAGGGAGAGGUUGCUGAUAGAAGACGUGCAUUUCUAAUCAUCAAUAAUAUAGUUCCCUACUGAAUUGUGUGCAUAAAUACGUACCAGUUGGCUCAAAAUUACAAGCAGUGAUAAGACUGCUGGGAUGAGGACUCUGAUCUGAUCUGAUUGUGUUGUACACAGAUGAUACUUAAACAGCGUUGACAAUUGAAAGCUGUUACUGUUAUUUAUAUAGAAGGAGUUAACCCCAUCUGUGGAGAAGAUUUAAAUUAUGGGGCAUGGAAAAUGAUUUCAUUAGCAAGACAUGGUAGAAUCGUCAGAUAUAUUUGAAAGACACUAGGAGUGGUACUCUUCUUAGACCAUCAGAUGCAGUCAUGGAAGGGUCAGCUUUGCCUGCUUAGUGCUUGGACUCUUGGUGAGUGAAAACCCAGAGGAAGACCACUGGCAGCUGAGCUAUUGACAAUGCAACUGGAAUCAGUGACCUUCAAAGAUGUAGCUGUAGACUUCACCCAGGAAGAGUGGGCCCUGCUGGACACAUCCCAGAGAAAGCUAUUUAGAGAAGUGAUGAUGGAAAGCAUUGAUCACUUGGUCUUUGUGGGGAAUCAGCUCUGCAGAUCAGAUGUGAUUUCCCAACUAGAGCGAGGAGAGGAACUGUGGAGAGAAAGAAUAGGAUUUUUCCAAUGCCAGAGUCCAGGCAGGGAAAUUGGCCUUAACAAAGAAGAAAUGAUAUCCUUUCAACAUAUCUGUAGGAAGGACACACCAACCAUCAUGGCACUGCAGAGAUAUCUCUCUGGAGAGAAUACCUUUGAAUGCAAUGAUUUGGGAGGAGAUUUCACUCACAGCCUUACAUUGACUCAAGAUGUGUUAAAUCACAUGGGAAAGAAACACAAUACCAGCAAAGAAUUUGGAAAGUUCCUUCCUGACCAAUCAUCGUUUAACCAACAUAAGCAGAUUCACUCCAGGAGUAAAUCAUAUGAGUGUCAUCUAUGUGGGAAAGCCUUUAUUCAAAGCUCUGGCCUUAAACAACACAUUAGAACUCAUACUGGAGAGAAACCAUAUGAAUGUCAUAUAUGUGGAAAAGCCUUCAGUAAUUUUUCUGGCCUCACUCAACACUAUAGAACUCACACUGGAGAGAAACCAUAUGAAUGCCAUGUAUGUGGGAAAGCCUUCAGUACAAAUUCUAACCUUAGACAACAUGGGAGAAUUCACACUGGAGAGAAACCUUAUGUAUGUCACCUAUGUGGGAAAGCCUUCACGAAUUGUGCUGACCUUAUACAACACAAUAGAAUUCACACUGGAGAGAAGCCAUAUGUAUGUCAUCUUUGUGGGAAAGCCUUUAUUCAAAGUUCCGGCCUUAAACAACACAAUAGAACUCACACCGGAGAGAAACCAUAUGAAUGCCAUAUAUGUGGAAAAGCCUUCAGUAAUUUUUCUGACCUUAUACAACACAAUAGAACUCACACUGGAGAGAAGCCAUAUGAAUGCCAUCUCUGUGGAAAAGCUUUCAGUAAUUGUUCUCACUUUAGACGACAUGAGAGAAGUCACACUGGAGCAAAACCAUAUGAAUGUCAUAUAUGUGGGAAAGCUUUUAGUAGAAGUUCAAACCUGAGACUACAUGAGAGAAUUCAUACUGGGGAAAAACCUUAUGGAUGUCACCUCUGUGGGAAAGCCUUCAGUCAGUGUUCUGACCUUAGAAAUCAUGAGAAAACUCACACUGGAGAAAAACCAUUUGAAUGUCAUGUAUGUGGGAAAGCCUUCAGUAGAAGUUCUAACCUGAGACUACAUGAGAGAAUUCAUAUUGGAGAGAAGCCGCAUGUUUGUCAGCUAUGUGGGAAAGGCUUUACUCAAUAUUCUGACCUUAGAAAUCAUGAGAAAACACACACUGAUGAGAAACCAUAUAAAUGCCAUGUAUGUGGGGAAGCCUUCACUUUUUGUUCUGACCUUAGACAUCAUGAGAACAGUCACACUAUAUAUGUAAUAAAUGUGAAUGAGAGUUCAGCCUUAGCUUUAACAUUUCAGCACCCAACAGAAUCACACAUAGAAGGAACACUAUGUCUGUAAUCAGUGUUCGUGCUAGAGAGAAUCCAUAUGGAUGUCAUCUAUGUGGCAAAGCCACAUUAGUCAAUGAUCUGACCAUAUAUGACAUGAGAGAACUCACAGUAGAAAUAUAAUGUGAAAGAGUUUUCAAUCACAGUUCUAAUUAUUAAAUAAAACAAGGAAUGCACAAGUUAGAAAAUAUCUGUCUGCAAUCAAUGUGAAAAUGCCUUCAUUUAAAUAUUGAUCGUUUAAACAAAGUGAAUAAACACAGAAGAUAAACCUGAGGUCUGUAAUCACUGUGCAGUAUCAUUCAACAGUGCACCAGCCUUUGUGGAAACAAUAAAACUCAAUGUGAGAAUAACCAUUUGUAAUGGAUUGAAUUGUGGCCCCCAGAAGAUAUGUUGAACCCCUAAUCCCUGGACCUGUGAAUGUGAUUUAGUUUGGAAAUAAGGUUUUUCUGUUGUUACCAGUUAAUGAUGUCAUGUCAGAGUAGGGUGGGUCCUAAUCCCUUCUGAGUAGUGUCUUAUAAAAGAGGACAGACAUAGACCCGGGGAAGACAGAUGCCAUGUGGUGAUACAACUACAAGCCAAGAAACAUCACCUAGAAACACCAGGGGCUACCAGAAGGUGGAGGAGACAAGGAAAGAUCUUCCCUUAUAGCAGAGUGUGAACAUGCCCUGCUGAAGCCCUGAAUUUGGACUUCUGGCUUCUAGAUCUCUUUUGAGAUAAUGAAUUUCUGUUCUUUAAAACUACCCUGUUCAUGGUAUUUUGUUAUAGCAGCACUAGGAAACUAAGACACCAUUAAAAUAGGAAGUAAGAGAGAAAAGUCUUUACUAGGAGGACACAGCUUUUUAAGGAAUACCAGAUAAAUCAUGUGUAUAAGUUAUUAAUGAGAAAUUAUGAAGUCUUUUAUUCAUAGAGCAACAUUUUAGAACAUGUGUGCAUUCAUACUGUAUAAAACACUCCCAGUGUCUUGACUGAAGAAAAGGCUUGAAUGAUCACUCAUUCCUUAGUCAGCAUUACUGCUCUCCAGUGAGGAGGAAAUCUGAAAGUCAAAGUAUAAAAAACAAAAACUUUACCUGUAUUUUAUAUCAGAAAACUAAGACUGGAAUAAAGCAAAAACAACUUUAAAAGUACCCUUGAGAACAAAUUUAGCAAAGGAUGCAGAAUUUUGACAAAAGAUCUCUUAUUGAAAAAAAUUGGAACUGUGAUGUGAUCUGGGACUGUUGAAUGCAGGAUUUUCUAAGAAGUUAUAAGAAAUGAUAUUAAACUCAAUAGAGUAGAACUUGCAUAUGUGUAAGCAGUAAAUGUUGCUGAAAAAUCUAAAUGUUGGUCAGAUUCUAUUUUUUUAUAUAGUACCAAACACAUAGAUUUGGAUUAAUCAGAAAAUAAUUUUGAGUAUAAACUGAAACAUUUAGAGCAUUAAAUUAUGUUUCUUAACUAUUAGAGUUAUAUACAUAACUACAUGGUAAGGAUGAAAGCAAAUAUGUACAAAUACCCUUUAUAAGCAAAUUCUGAUGGUAUGUAAUUUUUUUUUUUUUAAUUCCAUAUAAUGUCUUCAAACCUUAAAAAGGAAUUACAAGCAAAACCAUUUUUUUCUUUUUAACCCUGGAUGAUUGUGGUUACAUUGGCUGGAAAACUCCCUAGAUGAAGACAUGGAAGAACAGUGAAGAUGUGGGCAGUGUCCCAUUUGCCGAAUGUCUUACAUAUUUAUACUAAUCUCUGUAACCCCAAAACACUCUUAGCAGCAUACAGAACACUGCUUGUCAGAACAGCAGAAUGAACUGAUGAGAAUUUGACCUUGGUCAUAUUUCCCAGAAAACUCAGUAAUGAAUCCCUAGAACACCAACCUGGAGUGACUCCAACCCUUCUUAUACACAUACAGAAGUAUGGGAGAAGAGAAUGGUGGUGCUCACAACUCUGCCACAAUUACAAGAGAAGGCCUGUUCCUAGUUACUUAUUUCACACAUGGGAAAACAGAAUAUAAAUGAUUAUGAUUAAGCCAUUUUUCUGAGAGAUGAUGCAAUGCCCACCCGUAUCCUCAACUUUUUCUGUGCUUUUAUUUGAAUAUGUUACACUGAUGUAUCUUCAAGUUCGUUAAUCUUGCCUUUAUGUGUGAAGUUUUUUGAACUUAUAUCCAUUAAGUUCACCCACGAAGUACAGUUUGCUAAACUCUCUGCAGUUGCACUUCAUCUAUUCAUGUUCCUUAUGAUUUUUUCUAUUUCAUGUAAAAUACAUAUUCCAAAUUCCUUUUUUUCCUAACUCCUAUCUCAAGAUAUAUGUGGAUCUGUUUGUUGUAUUUCUCUUUUUAUUAUUAAUCACAUUCCCUGCUGUUUUGCAUAGAUCUUGUUUUUCAUAGUAUGAUAAAUCGACAUUGUCUAAUAAACAGGGAGAGACUGAAGUUGAUGUUCUCCCCAUCUGUUGGAAGGUAGAGGAAGGACUCAUCACUUCCUUUCAAUCAGACAAAGGCAGAUCUACAGAAUAUAGCACUUAUUGGAAGCUCUGAAAUUGUGCCCCUGUCGAACCAUCUGACACCCAUCUUUUAGAUAGCUUUACCAUAAUAUCAACUCAAAAGUACAAGUCAAGUUUGUUAAUCUUUUAAUAUGACAGUACAUGAAAAUUGCAACUGCACCUUCCUUGCUUUCACUGAUGAAAAUUGGUCUAUGAUGUUCUACAAGUCAUUUUUUUUUUUU
Molecule: messenger RNA, 7042 nt
Organism: Loxodonta africana (African savanna elephant)
Lineage: Eukaryota; Metazoa; Chordata; Mammalia; Proboscidea; Elephantidae
Product: zinc finger protein 596-like
Exons: 11
Coding region: 2776-4374 (532 amino acids)
Biological process (GO): regulation of transcription by RNA polymerase II
Cellular component (GO): nucleus
Molecular function (GO): RNA polymerase II cis-regulatory region sequence-specific DNA binding; transcription coregulator activity; DNA-binding transcription factor activity, RNA polymerase II-specific
Source: RefSeq, a predicted model, not a curated record